This is a messenger RNA of Spizellomyces punctatus DAOM BR117, 759 nucleotides long. RefSeq lists its product as uncharacterized. The coding region runs from base 256 to 633 and encodes 125 amino acids. Lineage: Eukaryota; Fungi; Chytridiomycota; Chytridiomycetes; Spizellomycetales; Spizellomycetaceae. The transcript is spliced from 2 exons. The record is from RefSeq and is a predicted model, not a curated record.
UUCCUUUCAGUUUUGUACAAGCAGCAGCAUGGGUUGGUGGUAAAAGGAGGGUCCCUCCAGAGAGAGGGUGUCGUGAUGUGUGUGUUCCCUUUGUUGUUAUUGUUGUUUCUGGAUGUGUGUUUUUUUUUGUAGAGGUUGGGGAGACUGUUUACAAGUUCAGCUUCUUUUUUCAAGCAAGCCUUUUGAACAAGCAAGCAACAGGAAUAUAAAAUCAUAAAGACAAAAACCUCCCCAUACAUAUACACAUACAAAAAAAUGGCCCUCAUAUCCGAAUCCCUCUACACCGAACUCGGAACCUCAAUGGCAACGCUCAGUCGUACGGUCCUUCGCCGCCUCGUCUCAACACCUCCUCAUACCCCUUCCACAUCCAUCUCAACCACCCAAUCAUCGCAACCUCUCCCACCGUACACACCGCGCACGGAAUACGAUGAUCCGCCACCAAGAUACGUUCCUCCCCCGCCGUAUACGCAGCGACAGGGGUGGAGGUUCAAAUUGUCGAGACUCAAAUCGAGUGGGAGGGUAUCGGAUACUCCUCCGACGAGUCAUAUUACCACAAGGACGUACGGUUCGUAUUCGCCGCGUCCAGGGAGGGUAUAUGGUGAUGCGUGUGUUUGGGUAGUGGGUGUUUGUUGAUCAAAACACUCGUGGGAUUGUAAAAAAAGUUGGAAUACUUUUUCGAUAUGUGAGUGAACGAUUUAUUUGCUUUGUAUGCUAUGUUUUUGUUUAAUCUGUACAUUCGCUGUGUGAUUCUUUUCGAUA